Messenger RNA from Clarias gariepinus (North African catfish), 1707 nucleotides. RefSeq names its product mitochondrial ribosomal protein S34 (gene mrps34). Gene Ontology annotation, biological process: mitochondrial translation. The record is from RefSeq and is a predicted model, not a curated record. The transcript is spliced from 4 exons. Lineage: Eukaryota; Metazoa; Chordata; Actinopteri; Siluriformes; Clariidae. The coding region runs from base 142 to 801 and encodes 219 amino acids. Gene Ontology annotation, cellular component: mitochondrion; mitochondrial small ribosomal subunit. Gene Ontology annotation, molecular function: structural constituent of ribosome.
AGAGCAUUUGACGAGAACAUCUAGGAACUAUUAGUGCUGUGUCCCGGUUUCCGAACGGACCGCUUACUUUGCGUCCACUGUACCGGAAGUUACGUUUGUGGAGGUCAAGUCAAAUCUCUGAAGUCGAAUUAAACAGUCACAAUGGUGAAAAAGAAGCGCUUGAGACUGAUUGCUGAGAUGGCCCGAAAGAUCCGAGCGUAUCGAGAGUUGAAAAAUCGGCCACAAGAUUCGCAGCGAUAUGCCCUGGACUAUGAAACCAUGACUCGGCCGCUCACUGGUAAGAAGCUGCCAGUGCUGGCUUGGCAGGACGUGCGGAGAGAGACUCCACUCUUCAGGCUCCUGGCUGGAAUGCGCAUGUUCGGUGUGGGACGUAUUUUUACACGGAAGUCGUGGCUGGAAGAGCACACAGAGCCUUGUUAUUGGAAGAUAACUAAAGUGAAAGUAGACUACACUGCAGAGAAUAUGGACCAUGGGAAAGCGUGGGGCGUUUUGACUUUUAAAGGUAAACAAGAACCAUCAGAGCGAGAGAUAGACAAGGUCAUGUACCACGACUGGCGCCUGGUACCCAGACACGAACAAGAGGCCUUUACACGCUUCGAGUCUAUCCCUGAACCCCCCAUCCGACAUGUGCGCUACCCGCCGCUCCUGCGUGCCAUGAUGUUAGCCCAGCAAGCCAAGGAGCUCGGUGUGGAUGCCAGCAGCCUACCCGAACCAGGCCUACCUCUUAAACGAGACGUGCUGCUCAGCAAAGAGUAUUUCCGCAGUCAGGAACAGCAGAAAAAGGAGGGAACUCCUGUCUAAGCUGAGUUCAAAGGAGAACAGUCAAAGUUAAGAUGGAAGCUGUCCUUACAGUGAUUUAGGACAAGUUUCUCCUGCCCAAAUGCUAACAUACAUUAAACUUUAGACAAGAUACACUGUCUGAUUAUAAUAAAGUUAUAUACUGUAAUGUUAGCCGUGCAUGGGAAAUCAAAUUGUUAGAAAACUACAAAUUUGGUUUAAAGGUUAGGAAUGUCAAAUUCUCUAUUCUAUUCAUUAGAGUCAGAAUACUGAAGGAUGAUUCAGAGACUAUUUAAACCUUAUUUUGUGUGUUGUCUUUUUCUUCAGGAGGAGCGAAUAAUCAUUGGAUGUGAUGUCAAUUACUGUACUUGCUCUGAUAAUAGUGUUUGCAUUAUUUAUAAAUAAAAAAAGACAUACUAAUGACAAAAUUGUAAAAAAAAAAAAAAAAAAAAAUGAAACGUGUCCACUUUUGGGGGGGCUGGACAUUGUAGCUAUGCCCGUCACUGCCACAAUGUUUCAAAGCCGACACUUUUUAACAUUGGUCUUCGCUGUGUAGUGCUGCAUUUUUAAGUUUGUCCACAGAGAAAACUUGUGUAUUUACUGUUAACUUUAGGAUCCUUAGUUCAACUGAAGGGAAACCUUAAGGUUACAGCAAUACAAAGACAUUCCUUAUAAUUGUGUGGUUGUGGCAACUGGUUGAGAAGAGCUACAUAUAUGUGAGAUGGUCAGCUGCUUGUACUUUUUGGCAAUGUCGUGUAGUGGUACAUUAAUGCUAAUUAGAAGAUAUUUAAGUCUAAUUGUGUACCUAAAUCAUAUUUAAAGGUACGGGACAUUGAUGCUGUAUCUUACUAAAGUACCAAAAGGUAUACCCUUAUAGUGAGAAGUAAAGUUAUUAUUUUCUGACUGUGUCCUGAACAAUAAAUUUGCAUU